Messenger RNA from Teleopsis dalmanni, 2076 nucleotides. Its product is annotated as transmembrane and coiled-coil domains protein 2-like. Bases 79 to 1794 code for a protein of 571 amino acids. The record is from RefSeq and is a predicted model, not a curated record. The transcript is spliced from 11 exons. Gene Ontology annotation, cellular component: endomembrane system. Lineage: Eukaryota; Metazoa; Arthropoda; Insecta; Diptera; Diopsidae.
UAAUAAAAACCCGUUAAUUGACAAGGCUCCUACUUUUUACUUCCUUUUUUAAACUACGGCACAUAAAAAUUCACAAUCAUGACGCAAAUGAAAUAUUCCAUAGUGUCCAGAGAGCGAGAUCAACGUGUUGAAAGUUCGGAACCGGCAAUUACUGGUAGUAUAGGAGGUGGUAGUGUGAGCAGUGGUGGAAUUGUAGGCACAUCUGUCGCUACAUUUCGUGGCUUCCGAAGUCACAGUCCUUCAAAUCGGAGAAGUCGGGAACGAAAUCGUAGAGAAUUUAACCGCACACAUGGUUCGGAUCAAGGUGGUUUGUUAGCUUAUAGCGGUAUGGGUGGUGGAUUACUAAGUGAUAUAAGUGCAAUGGACAGUGGUGGUAGUGGUAGUGGUGUGACUAUAGAAGAUUCACGUUUAUCAGGCAAUGAAGAUCUUUGCUAUCAAUCAUUUGCAUCAGAUGACGUCGAUGGUAAUCCGCCCAGUUCUUUAGCUGACAACAAUAAAAAACAUCAUCGCCAUCAUGAACGCACUUCAAGCCUACAAGCAAUUGAUCGGCUUAACACAAAAAUUCAAUGUACAAAAGAGUCCAUAAGAAAGGAGCAAACUGCCAGGGAUGAUAAUGUUAAUGAAUAUCUAAAGCUUGCCGCUAGUGCUGAUAGACAGCAAUUGCAACGAAUAAAGGCUGUUUUUGAAAAGAAAAAUCAAAAGAGCGCACAUAAUAUUUCUCAGCUACAAAAAAAACUAGAUAAUUAUACCAAACGCGCGAAAGAUCUACAAAAUCAUCAGUAUCAAAAUAAAAGCCAACAUCGACAACCGCGUGAAGUACUUCGAGACGUGGGACAAGGAUUAAGAAAUGUGGGUGGCAAUAUACGCGAUGGUAUUACUGGUUUCUCAGGAUCUGUUAUGUCUAAGCCACGUGAAUUUGCGCAUUUAAUCAAAAAUAAAUUUGGCAGUGCGGACAAUAUCAAUCAAAUGUCGGAAACUGAAAUUAAUAACAUCAACAUGCCCGUAAAUUCUGAGGUAAUAGGUACUUCCACGCCAAAUAAUGCUGUUCCAGCCACAUCUACAGGUUCCGGUAAUACCGCCGGAAGUGGAAAAUUUAAUAGUGAAAAUGGCAGCGAAUGCAGUAGCGUAACAAGUGAGAGUAUACCAGCCGGCUCUGGAAAAAGUCAAUCAGGCGCUAGCCAAUACCACAUUGUUUUAAAAUCACUACUCACAGAAUUAGCUGAGCGGAAAGAUGAGAAUGAAAAACUGAAAGAACGUGUAGAACGUUUAGAAACCGCGCAAAAGGAUUUUAAUAAUUUAACCGCCACCCUUGAAUCGGUGCGUUACCGUUCAGAUGAUCUUGUGGACCAGAUUAACGACUUGACAGAAUUACAUCAGAAUGAAAUUGAAAACCUCAAACAAACAAUAGCUGAUAUGGAAGAAAAAGUUCAAUAUCAAAGUGAUGAAAGACUUAGGGACGUAAAUGAGGUGCUUGAAAAUUGCCAAACAAGGAUAUCUAAAAUGGAACAUUUAUCUCAACAACAAUAUGUGACAGUAGAAGGAAUCGAUAAUUCUAACGCACGUGCGCUUGUCGUUAAACUUAUUAAUGUUGUGCUGACAAUUCUACAGGUUGUUCUGCUUUUAGUAGCAACUGCUGCCGGUAUAAUAAUGCCAUUUUUAAAAACCAGGGUGCGUGUUUUAACGACAUUCUUAACUAUUUUUAUUAUUAUUUUUGUGAUACGACAAUGGCCUGAUGUGCAAGAUAUUGGUGCUGGGCUAGUACGACAUUUGAAGGAGUCUUUGGUUGUUAAAUAGAAUAUGUAAAACUUUUUACACAAACACACAUCCAUCAUGCACAUAUAACAUAAUUCACAUAGCCACACAUCCAACAAAUAAACAUGCUCAUUAUUAGGCUUUAUUCGUUAUAAAAUAAAAAAUAUAUAAUUAAAUUAAAUUGCUUUAGCUAAAGAAAUUAAUAGUGCAAAAUAAAAACAAAAUUAUUAAGUGAUUUAUUUGUAAAUAAUUUUUGUACAAAUAUUGCACAGAAAAAAUUACCACAAUAAUGUAAUGGAAUUAGUAAAAUUUUACAUUCGAAAC